Gossypium raimondii (Peruvian cotton) is the source of this 2346-nucleotide messenger RNA. Its product is annotated as probable inactive receptor kinase At1g48480. Gene Ontology annotation, molecular function: protein binding; protein kinase activity; ATP binding. The transcript is spliced from 2 exons. The record is from RefSeq and is a predicted model, not a curated record. Lineage: Eukaryota; Viridiplantae; Streptophyta; Magnoliopsida; Malvales; Malvaceae. Gene Ontology annotation, biological process: protein phosphorylation. Bases 249 to 2159 code for a protein of 636 amino acids.
AAUCCAGUGCUUUUUUUUUAUCCCGCUACAAGGUUUUAAUAAUUAAUGUUGAUCAACAACCUUAAGUUUCAUUUUUUCCCUUCAAACCAAAUUCAUGAAAUUCAUCAAUUUCCAUAAGUUAGCAUUAUCAGCAGAAAGAAAAUUAUAAAGUUUUCUAUGAAAUCCAUCUUCAAAUCUUUUAACUGCUGAAAGCCCAGUUUUCCUGUACUGUUUGUUCUGCCAUUGUUUUACUUACAGCAAGCAAAACAAUGAAACUGAUGAUGUCUUUCUCUUCAACCUUGUUAUGGAUAACAACAUUGUUGGUCACUGUAAGCUCAGAUCUAGCUUCCGACAAGGCAGCUUUAGUGGCUCUUCGAACAGCUGUUGGUGGACGCUUACUUCUAUGGAAUCUGUCGAGCAGCCCAUGUAAUUGGACUGGUGUAUACUGUAGCGGUAACAGAGUAGUGGAGUUAAGAUUGCCUGGAAUGGGACUAUCAGGCAAGCUUCCUAUCGCCAUUGGCAACUUAACUCAGCUUCAAUCACUUUCUCUUCGUUUCAAUGCUCUUUUUGGGCCAAUCCCAUUUGAUUUUCCCAAGCUUACUUCCCUUAGAAACCUCUAUUUGCAAGGCAAUGGAUUUUCUGGUAAAAUUCCUGUGUUUUUGUUCACUUUGCAGAACCUGGUUAGACUUAACCUUGCAGAUAAUAAUUUCACUGGUUCGAUCCCUGAGAGUGUUAACAAUUUGACCAGGUUGGGUACUUUGUAUUUGGAGAACAAUCAAUUAUCUGGUUCAUUACCAGAUAUUGAUUUGCCUUCUCUUGUACAAUUCAAUGUUUCUUUAAAUCAGUUAAAUGGGUCAAUCCCAAAAGGAUUAUCAAACAAACCAAAGACUGCUUUUCAAGGGAAUGCUUUAUGUGGGAAGCCAUUGGAACUUUCAUGUAAUGGGACUGAUAGUAGUGAUAGUGAACUUUCAGGGGGAGCCAUUGCUGGUAUCAUUAUUGGUUCCGUGAUUGCUUUUAUAUUGAUUUUGGUUCUCUUGAUAUGUUUAUGUAGAAGGAAAAGUGGUAAGAAAAUGGAGGCUCAGGCAAGGGACGUUGCCCCUUCAAAACAGGCUGAGGUUGAAAUUCCUGGAGAUAAGGUGGUAUCAAUGGAGAAUGAUCAUAAUCAUCAUCAUAAUAAUAAUACAAGUAAUGGCUUGUCUGGGGUUGUCAAAAAGGAUGCAAAGAGCAGUGGUAAAGGUAAGAAGAGCUUGUCGUUUUUCCGGACGGGGGCCGAGGUGUUCGAUCUGGACAAUUUGUUGAGAGCUUCAGCAGAGGUGUUAGGGAAGGGAACAUUUGGGACAACCUAUAAGGCCACAUUGGAGAUGGGGUUGGUUGCUGCAGUGAAGAGGAUUAAGGAUGUGGCGGUGCCGGAGAAGGAACUUGAGGCAAAAAUGGCGGCUGUCGGAGCCAUGGAUCACCACAACUUGGUCCCGUUAAGGGCGUAUUACUUCAGUGGGGAUGAGAAGCUUCUUGUUUAUGAUUACAUGCCCAUGGGAAGCUUGUCUGCACUUUUGCAUGGCAACAAAGGAGCUGGUAGGACACCAUUGAAUUGGGACACACGGUCAAGCAUUGCACUUGGAGCAGCUAGAGGCAUUACAUACCUCCAUUCCAAGGGACCAUUAAUCUCACAUGGAAACAUCAAAUCCUCAAAUAUCCUACUCACUACAUCCUACGAAGCUCGUGUGUCCGAUUUCGGUCUUGCUCAGUUUGCUGGCCCCACAUCGAAUCCCAACCGUGUUGAUGGCUACCGUGCUCCGGAAGUAACCGAUACUCGUAAAGUAUCUCAAAAAACCGAUGUCUACAGCUUCGGUAUAUUGCUUCUAGAAUUACUUACGGGAAAGGCACCUACACAUGCCUUACUGAAUGAGGACGGUGUAGACCUCCCAAGAUGGGUCCAAUCCGUAGUUCGAGAGGAAUGGACAGCCGAGGUGUUCGACCUCGAACUUCUAAGAGACCCCAAUGUUGAGGAAGAUAUGGUCCAACUCUUACAACUUGCCAUUGAUUGCACUGCUCAAUACCCCGAUAAGCGUCCUUCCAUGGCCAAUGUGACGAGCCAAAUCGAGCAACUUUGUCGAUCAACCUCCGAGAAAGAGAGUCAUCAAAUCCAUAAUGAAGCUCCACCUUCUUCAUUAAUGGACUAAAACUAUCAGCGACCUUCCAUUUUCAUUAUGUUCAGAUAGAGUUUUGAUUCUUUAAGAAAUAUGUUCCCCCAUGGCAAUAUUUUUCUUAUUUACCGGUAAUUAUUUUGCUGUUUUAUUAUAUUGUAUUUGGUAAGGGGACAUCAUGUUUUACUUGGUUUGAAAAUGCGAAAUGCUAAAUAAUUGUAUA